This is a messenger RNA of Colletotrichum gloeosporioides, 1113 nucleotides long. RefSeq names its product Sterol uptake control protein 2. The coding region runs from base 1 to 1113 and encodes 370 amino acids. Gene Ontology annotation, molecular function: DNA-binding transcription factor activity, RNA polymerase II-specific; zinc ion binding. NCBI's taxonomy places the organism in Eukaryota, Fungi, Ascomycota, Sordariomycetes, Glomerellales, Glomerellaceae. The record is from RefSeq and is a predicted model, not a curated record. The transcript is spliced from 4 exons. Gene Ontology annotation, biological process: regulation of transcription by RNA polymerase II.
AUGGAAGACCUACCUCCACUGCGUCGCGGCCCCAAAAAGAGUCAUCGGAAGGUUCGCACGGGAUGUACGACAUGCAAAAGGAGGAAGGUCAAGUGCGACGAAGAGCAACCCAUAUGUCAUCAAUGUAUCAAGCAGAAAGCAGACUGCGACAUUACGUUAAGGUCUACCAGUAGCUUUCGCGAACAUGAGCCUCUGGACAGGCCCACCCUCGCCCCCAGUCAAGCACCAGACCUCAACAUGCUGGACCUAGAGCUUAUCUAUCACUGGACACUCUGGACCCACGACUCACUCACACUCAGCCCUCUUCUUCGGACUUUCUGGCUCAGGAAUACUACUAAAGCAGGCUUCCGCUGUCAUGUUAACCCCGUCAGGGGCGAGACGCUUGUUCGGUAUGCCCUCACUCAGCACAACCUGGCUGCCGCGACUGUUCGAGAAUUGAUACACCACAAUCAUGAUUCAAAAAGUACGGAAACAGAAGAGAACAUGUUCUUGUAUUCCGUUCUCAUCAACUUCCAUGUCAUCUCUCAGACCGAUGACUCUCACGCCGCCUUCUUCGGUCGCACCGGAAAGACGGAAAACGACACUCCCGACUGGAUGGCAUUUUUCAAAGGCUCUAGAAAUCUCUCGCUGGUCUCGUCGUUACUCGUCAGCCGCAGCCUCACCCAUCCCCUCAUUGAGCAUAUGGUGCAAAUGUACUCCUACCGGGAUCUUGUUGCUCACGGCCCCUACCUCGACUCGCUUCUUCAGCACAUGAACACUGUGAAAGAUGGCUGUGCCAAGUCAGAGAUCUCCACAUACUUGCAUGCGGCUCAGGAACUGGAAGCCACCUUCGGGGUGCUAUGCGAGUAUCCCGAGACCCGAGAAAUAAUUCAUGCCUUUCUCCUGAUAAGCAAUUUGUCAGACCACAGGGGAGACUUCAUUGCCUUGCUUCAACAGCCCGAACCAUCACAAGAAGCCCUAGUGAUCUUUACAUACUUUUGCAUGAUCCCACGACGGCUUCCACCGCGCUGGUGGUCAGAGAAGUGGGUCAAGGGGCUUGGAGAUGGUGCUUUCAGCUUGCUUGACGAUGAGCAUAAGGCUUGGAUCGUUGAGCCACCAACUUGGGACAGCUAG